Molecule: messenger RNA, 2818 nt
Organism: Myripristis murdjan (pinecone soldierfish)
Lineage: Eukaryota; Metazoa; Chordata; Actinopteri; Holocentriformes; Holocentridae
Gene: me1
Product: malic enzyme 1, NADP(+)-dependent, cytosolic
Exons: 14
Coding region: 9-1775 (588 amino acids)
Biological process (GO): pyruvate metabolic process; malate metabolic process
Cellular component (GO): mitochondrion
Molecular function (GO): malate dehydrogenase (decarboxylating) (NADP+) activity; NAD binding
Source: RefSeq, a predicted model, not a curated record
GACACAACAUGGCACACGGUCUGGUCAGACGAGAGUCGGUGGAGACGGAGAUGCACAAGUCCGAGGACCAAAGCAAAACCUUCGUUUACACCAAGAAGCGGGGGUAUGAUGUUACCCGCAACCCCUACCUGAACAAGGGCAUGGCCUUCUCCCUGGAGGAGCGUCUCCAACUUGGGAUCCACGGCCUGCUGCCUCCCUGUUUCAUCAGCCAGGAUGUCCAGUUGCUCCGCGUGCUCAAGAACUACGACAUGAAGAGAGACGACCUGGACAGAUAUGUGUUUCUGAUGGGGCUCCAGGACCGCAAUGAGAAGCUGUUCUACAGAGUGCUAACAUCAGACAUCGAGAGGUUUAUGCCCAUCGUUUACACCCCCACUGUGGGCCUGGCCUGCCAGCAAUAUGGUCUGACAUUUAGAAGACCGAGGGGGCUUUUCAUCACUAUUCAUGACCGCGGCCACAUUUCUACACUGCUCCAGAGCUGGCCAGAAAAGGACAUCAAGGCUGUGUGCGUGACUGAUGGAGAGAGGAUCCUGGGACUGGGAGACCUGGGCUGCUAUGGCAUGGGCAUCCCUGUGGGCAAGCUGGCCCUCUACACAGCCUGCGGAGGCAUGCCGCCACAGCAGUGCCUGCCUGUCAUGCUGGACGUGGGCACAGACAAUGAGGAGCUGCUGAAGGACCCUUUCUACAUCGGGCUGAGACAUAAGAGAGUGCGAGGCCAAGCCUACGAUGACCUGCUGGAUGAGUUUAUAAAGGCUGUGUCAGACAGGUAUGGGAUGGACUGUCUCAUUCAGUUUGAGGACUUUGCCAAUGUGAAUGCUUUCCGUCUGCUGAGCAAAUACCGAAACAAGUACUGCACUUUCAAUGAUGACAUCCAAGGCACAGCGGCGGUGGCAGUAGCCGGGCUCCUAGCUGCCCUCCGAAUCACUAAGAGCAAAAUGUGUGACCAUACCAUUGUGUUCCAAGGUGCUGGGGAGGCAGCCAUGGGCAUCGCUGAGCUCAUCACCAUGGCCAUGGAGAAGGAGGGACUCACUAAAGACGAGUGCGUGAAAAAGAUCUGGAUGGUUGACUCUAAGGGUCUUAUUGUCAAGGGUCGAGACCAGUUGACUCAUGAAAAGAAGAGGUAUGCUCACGAACACGCACAGAUGAAAAAACUGGAGGACGUGGUGAAGGACCUCAAACCCACAGCUAUCAUUGGUGUGGCAGCCAUUCCUGGAGCCUUCACAGAGCAGAUCAUCAGAGACAUGGCUUCCUUCAAUGAACGGCCCAUCAUCUUUGCCCUCAGCAACCCAACCAGCAAAGCUGAAUGCACUGCAGAACAGUGUUACACAUUAACACAGGGCCGGGGCAUCUUUGCCAGUGGCAGUCCGUUUGACCCCGUGACCCUGCCUGAUGGGAGGAAGUUCUACCCCGGACAGGGAAACAAUGCUUACAUCUUCCCCGGUGUGGGCCUGGGCGUCACUGCUUGUGCUAUCCGCCAUAUUACUGAAGAAAUAUUCCUCACCACAGCAGAGGCGGUUGCUGACCUGGUGACAGAGAAAGACCUGGCAGAGGGAAGACUGUACCCGCCCCUCUGCUCCAUCAGGGACGUCUCCCUCAAACUGGCAGUCAAGAUCAUGGAGUACGCCUACGAGCACAACAUGGCAACACUUUACCCAGAGCCGGCCGACAAAGAGGCGUAUGUCCGCUCGCUCAUCUACGGCACUGAGUAUGAGGAGUUCGCUGUGGACUCGUACAGGUGGCCAGAGGACACCAUGACCUUCCAGUCAUGCAAACUCUAAUGUGAUGGACAGAGGGAAAGCAACUCUGGCACCCAAGGAUCAAGGCAACUACUGAAGUGCAAUAUCAUCACCAGCAUUCAUGUUGGGGUUCGAAAGAGGCUGCGUGUAGAAUUUUCUCGUGAAUAUAUUACUGUCAAAUUAGCCGUGACAACACAUUUUUAAUGGUAGCAGACGACCAGCACUGUUUCUGAUAGUUCUCAAAAGUGGUGACAUAUGUAGAGAAAUAUAUAAAAAAAAAAGGAGCAAACGCGAAGAAACAUGUUGAGGCAAAGCUGCUCGCAGAGGCUAGAAAAUGUAUCGGUAAUUGUUGUUACCACAUAUUUUUCAUUGAUAUAUUUAGAGAAAAUCCUUCACGGGUUACCUUUAAUUGUACUGUAAAAGAGAAUUACUAUAUGAUUGUUUCAGCUAAAAUCCAAAAACACACUGUUAAAAACAUGAAUAAAUAAAUAAAUAAAUCAGCUUUGAUGAAUGUUUAUCCUGUGUGUUUGGUUAGUGCAUCUGUCCGCCUCAGCCUUUUCAGCCCCACACCCGCAUGCUGUAUCUUCAUUGGUUUUGUACUUAAUGAUGUGGCAAAGGGCAGGUAAUAGACUCAGAUGUAAAAGGGACUUUCUAAAGACCUGGCAGGGCUUUUUAAAUAGCCUCCAUCAAGUUUGUGCCCUAUUAAAAAUGUGACUCACUCCUACUAGUGGGUGCUCCUUUCAUUGAUCCACGUGGUUGCUGUGUUGCUGGUGCUCAGUAGCCAUCAGUUUGACACAGAGCAUGUAGCGAGCAAUAUUUUUUGUCUCCCACUGAUGCAACUUGUCUUAAUAAUCAUAAUUAGAAACAUGACCAGCAACAUGUAUUUUUAAUGAUUGGUUUUUGGUUGUUUUCAGUCACCACUACUAAUACCCUUCAUGUUAGUAUAAUAAUAGUUUUAAUGCUCAUAUCAUGUACUUUUUAUUCACUUUCAGCAGCUGGGUGAGUGUUUGCAUGACAUCAGCAGUGGGUCUGUGGCUGUUAGACCACAUGUACAUGUAUUACAGCAAUAAAAGAGCAUCCAAAGA